CGAACCCACCCGAGCCCAGCCGAGCGGAGCCGAGCGGAGCCGAAGCCGCCCUCGCCCCUGGCCGGGGUGAGGCGGGACCCCCCACCCCCCAGGGAGCGUUUGGAGGGGGCAGCAGGGUUUUGGCCAUGACAGAGGUGUUGGGGAUGGCGUCCAAGCGCAUCCUGGUGACGGGUGGCACUGGCUUGGUGGGCAGAGCCAUCGAGAAGGUGGUGGCUGAUGGAGAGGGGCAGCCAGAUGAGGAGUGGAUCUUUGUCUCCUCCAGAGACGCCGACCUGACGAAUGCAGCAGAGACCCAAGCCCUGUUUGAGCAGCACAAGCCCACCCAUGUCAUCCACCUGGCUGCCAUGGUUGGGGGGCUCUUCAAAAACAUCCGCUACAACCUGGAUUUUUGGAGGAGAAACAUCCACAUCAACGACAACGUCCUGCACUCGGCCUACGAGACGGGGGUGCAGAAGGUGGUCUCCUGCCUCUCCACCUGCAUCUUCCCAGACAAGACAACCUACCCCAUCAACGAGAGCAUGAUUCACAACGGGCCGCCUCACAGCUCCAACUUUGGCUACUCCUAUGCCAAGAGGAUGAUCGACAUCCAGAAUAGGGGCUACUUCGAGCAGCACGGCUGCCGCUUCACCGCCGUCAUCCCCACCAAUGUCUUCGGGCCACACGACAACUUCAACAUUGAGGAUGGCCACGUCUUGCCAGGGCUCAUCCAUAAAGUCUACCUGGCCAAACAGACUGGCUCACCUCUGACCAUCUGGGGCACGGGCAAGCCCAGGAGACAGUUCAUCUACUCCCUGGACCUGGCCCGGCUCUUCCUUUGGGUCCUGCGGGAAUACGAGGAGGUGGAACCCAUCAUCUUGUCGGUGGGAGAAGAAGAUGAAGUCUCCAUCAGGGAGGCAGCAGAGGCAAUCGUGGAGGCCAUGGACUUCAGAGGAGAACUUGUCUUUGACACCACCAAAGCAGAUGGGCAGUUCAAGAAGACAGCCAGCAACGCCAAGCUGCGGCGGUACCUGCCCGGCUUCCAGUUCACACCCUUCAGGCAAGCUGUGAAGGAGACCUGUGCCUGGUUCAACGCCAACUACUCCAGUGCCAGGAAGUGAGGGACCAACGUGGCACCGGCGGAGUCCUCUUCAUCUCAGGGUUGUCCUUUGCUGGGGCAGAGGACGGGACUGGGGGUGGUGACAGUGACAUUUCCAAAGUGAAAAGGGGGCCAGAGCCCACUCAGCAGCUCCCGUAUUCCUGCCUUGUGCUGGGAAUGGUGCAGAACACCAAGGGAGGUCGGGGCACCCCAAAGGUGCUGGGACCCCCAGACCAAGUAGUACCAGCCAACUGGAGCCACCACCACCACCCUUGGCCAUGUCCAAGAGGCUGGUGGCCCUGGUUGAGCUGUAAUGGGCUACGCUGCUAAUUACCCGUAAUUAGGCUGUAAUAAAGGGAAGGUGAUCAGGGUUCCUCUGUUGUAGGAACAGGAGCUGAGCCUUUGCUGUUGCUUUUGGGGUGGUGGGGAUGGUCCUGAAGCCCCCAGCAUCAGGAUGGGGGGGAGACCAGAGCAUAUGUAAAUGUGGCGUUUAUUAAAAUAUAUGCAAAUAGCCUAAAA
Messenger RNA from Apus apus (common swift), 1594 nucleotides. It is a transcript of the gene GFUS, whose product is annotated as GDP-L-fucose synthase. Gene Ontology annotation, molecular function: GDP-L-fucose synthase activity. The record is from RefSeq and is a predicted model, not a curated record. The transcript is spliced from 11 exons. NCBI's taxonomy places the organism in Eukaryota, Metazoa, Chordata, Aves, Apodiformes, Apodidae. The coding region runs from base 126 to 1097 and encodes 323 amino acids. Gene Ontology annotation, biological process: nucleotide-sugar biosynthetic process.